AUGCUUCGCCAUACAGUGGACGAAGCGUCGACAGGCUCGGAUUCGGACUACUCCAAGUAUGGCGGCGGACAGUGGAUAUCGUGGUUCCUCUCGUCCAAGGGGAACGAAUACUUCUGCGAGGUCGAGGAAGACUACAUCCUCGACCGCUUCAACCUCACGGGCCUGAACACCGAAGUGUCAAACUACACCCAGGCCCUCGACCUCAUCACGGACAACCUAGGCAAAACAGACGACGACUUCCAAGACGAGUUCCGCGGCUCGCUCGAUAUACAAGCCCGGCUCCUCUACGGCCUCAUCCACGCGCGCUGGAUAGUCACAGCCCGAGGCCUCCAGAAGAUGCUCGACAAGUACAAAAGAGCCGACUUCGGGCGCUGCCCGCGCGUGCUGUGCCAGUCCCAACCCCUCCUCCCCGUCGGCCUCACCGACGUGCCGUACGAAAACUCCGUCAAGCUCUACUGCGGGCGCUGCGAGGACAUCUACUCCCCCAAGUCCUCCCGCCACGGCUCCAUCGACGGCGCCUACUUCGGGACGUCCUUCCCCCACCUCCUGUUUUUAGUCUACCCGGGCCUCAUCCCGCCAAAGAGCGGGCCCGUGGACCUCGCGCGGCCGGGUGGGGCGGGGCUCGCCGGGGAGGACGCGGCGGCGCGGCGGCGCGCGAGGAUGAAGGAGGAGAUCCAGGAGGGAUCGGGCGUGGGCGAGGGCGUCGGGGAGGGGGUGAGCACGGCGGCGGCGGCGCUGAGGGCGGAGCGCUAUCGCCCGAAGAUCUUUGGGUUCCAGGUGAACGAGAUCGCGAAGCUCCAGCGGUGGCAGGAGGCCGUCAGAGACAGGUCCGUCGCCCGCCUUCGUCUUCCAUCGUCGUCACUCUACAUCUGA
This is a messenger RNA of Heterobasidion irregulare TC 32-1, 873 nucleotides long. RefSeq lists its product as uncharacterized. Lineage: Eukaryota; Fungi; Basidiomycota; Agaricomycetes; Russulales; Bondarzewiaceae. Bases 1 to 873 code for a protein of 290 amino acids. Gene Ontology annotation, molecular function: protein kinase regulator activity. The transcript has 4 exons. Gene Ontology annotation, cellular component: cytoplasm; protein kinase CK2 complex. The record is from RefSeq and is a predicted model, not a curated record.